AUGGCAAAAGUAAUAAUUAAUAUUGAUAAUCCAAAGUAUCCAUUAGUUGAUGAUCCUGAAUUGCAUAAUUUUCAAAAGCAACAUAAUAUUUUAAAAUAUGUUUGGCAAAGCAAUUUCUCUUCUCCUGUUGAACCCGCUUUAAAAUCUGGCGGAAAAGCCCUCGAUGUUGGAUGCAGUGUUGGCAUCUGGGCUGCAGAUGUAGGUCAAGAAUAUCCUUCAGCCAGUAUCACAGGUGUUGACAUAGUACCUGAUUUUCCCAAAGAUCAUCCUUCCAAUGUGAAAUUUGAAAAGGCCGAUGUGCUAAAAGGGUUACCGUUUGAAGACAAUAGUUUUGACUUGGUUCAUCAAAAGUUUGGAGCCUUCGCGUUCACCGAACAACAAUUUAAAGAUAAGGUUAUCGAUGAAUAUGUCAGAAUCACAAAGCCUGGUGGUUGGAUUGAACUGAUGGAAUUUGACCAAACAGCUGUUAAUCCUGGCGAAACUUAUAAAAAAUUUCAAACAGCCGGACUCAAUCCUGUUCCAAGUUCGUUUCUUCCUAAAUUGGUUGAAUCUAACAAAGAUUUGACCAACUACAAGUUCAUAGAGCAUCAACAUCCAAUUGGUAAAUGGGGAGGAAAACUUGGUGAAUUGACACUUCAUGAUUGGCUUGAGGUUUACAAUGUUCAUAAACCGGCUUUAACUAGUGUGAUGAAUUGUUCCAGCGAUGAGUAUUCUGAUAUGCUAACACAAUUUUCCAAAGAAGUCGACGAACAAAAAACUUGUUGGAUGCCUCCAACACAAAUCCAAUCUAAUUCAGUAAUAAAUUCACACAAUAUUAAUAACAAUCAUCAAGUUGACUUUCCUGUUGACUCCAUUAUAAGCGAACCUAAACUCUAUGUAAGUGACUUACAAUUUAGUAUCACUGAAAAUGAACUUCGUGACUUAUUUGAGGACAUUCAACCCACAAGUAAAUUGGACGCAUAUAAUACUUAUUUAAGCCUACAUAUUAAUGACCCAACCUCUGGAAUUUAUGACCUACAAACACAAACAAAUGCCCUUAUUUUACAUGUCAGACAAUUAAGUACAACCAACACGAAUAUUAGCUUGUUCAAUAUUUUUAGACCUUAUGGGCCUUUGUUUUCCGUUAGGAUGCAAGUCCAAGAUAACAAAUUUAAAGGUUCUGCUUUCGUACAAUAUUUUAGAAAAGAAGAUGCCGAUAAAGCUGUUGCUAAUCUGAAUUCUAAGGAUAAUAAAGCAAUGAUUGUUCAAUAUCAUCGUCAUAAUAACAAUAAAGCUCCAAAUCGUCCUAUCGUAGAUCCAUGUAAUUUAUUCAUUAAAAACCUCGACUCGAAUAUUUCCAGUAGUGAUCUUUUUAGCCAAUUUCGUAGAUUUGGUAAAAUUAUUAGUGCUCGUGUAAUGCGAGACCAAGAAACCGGCAAUUCUAAAGGAUUUGGUUUUGUUAGUUAUUCCAGUUCUGAAGAAGCUGACAAAGCUAAACAAUCUAUGCACGGUAAAACUCUUGGUGCUAAACCAAUUGUUGUAAGACUUCACGAACCUAAAAAAUUACGUGAGGCUAAAUUGGCAAAUCAAUUCAGCCCUAACACCGGUGGUAGUGCCCGUAAAGAAGUUUUAAUGUCUGAAUUGCAAAAACGAUUUAAAAAUAUUCCAAGUGUUCCUCAUGAUGAAGUUAAUUAUAUAAUUGAAUAUCUAUUAAAUUUGAAAACUCCUGAAGUUUUGCAUAUUUUGAAAGACGCUACUGCUUUACAAUAUAGGAUAACAGAAGCUAGACAAAAACGGCGCGGCAUUUCACAAAAAGAAAAAUUCCAUAAGGCUAUUUUGAAAAUUUGCCCAGGAAACGUUGACGAGAUCCUUGAGUUGAUAUUGACUUUGAGUACUAAGGAGAGAAGAUCGUGUUACUUUAAUGCUGAAUAUUUGAAUAAAAGAAUCCAUGAAGCAAUCCAAGCAUUGGAAGUUGUUACCAACGAUGAUAAUUUAUCAUGUUCCCCUAAAUCAACUGCACCAUCAACUGAAAUUACUCCAAUUUCCACUCCUCCGUUUAUUAAAUCAACUGAAUCCUUAAAUAUUACCAAUAAAACUACUUAUAAUGUGAAGACCAUCAAUCCAAUUACGUCAACUACCACCACCUCUCCCACCUCUUCUUCUACUCGUAAUAGUGAAUGGGAUGAAAUUCAACAAUUUAUGGAUAGCAUUAAAUUUAAACCUGUUCAUGAAAGAAAACAAAAAUUGGGUGAUCGUUUAUUCCGUAAAGUUAAGAGCCUUGGACUCAAAAGUGCUAUGGCUAGCAAGGUUACAAUUAAUCUUUUAGACACUGACGACUUGUAUGAAUUGGCUCAUUCCAUGAAUGAUAAUGAUAAGUUUAGAGAAAAAGUCGCUGCUGCUGAAAGAGCUGUAAACGCAAAAUAA
Messenger RNA from Entrophospora candida, 2403 nucleotides. Lineage: Eukaryota; Fungi; Glomeromycota; Glomeromycetes; Entrophosporales; Entrophosporaceae. The record is from the annotation of a GenBank genome assembly.